Molecule: messenger RNA, 5454 nt
Organism: Closterium sp. Yama58-4
Lineage: Eukaryota; Viridiplantae; Streptophyta; Zygnematophyceae; Desmidiales; Closteriaceae
Source: the annotation of a GenBank genome assembly
AUGGGCGUUUUCCUCUUUCCGCCCUCCCAUUCAUCUCAGCGCGUUAUUCCCGAGGUAGCACGGAGUCCCGCUCUAGCGAUGGAGGAGGAAGCGGACUCUCCGCUCCUACGCUUUCUGAUCGACCUUCUCAAGCCCAUAUCGGAGGCGGAUCCGGCGCUGCUGGCGAACUACGUGGUGGCGCUGCUGCGGAACAGCAAGCCGCACGACGAGCUGCGCCGCCUCUGCCUCGACCAGCUGCAGGACUUUCUCACCGAUGAAACCGAGGGUUUUGUAGCGAAGCUGUUCGACGCACUCGAGCGCGGGGAGAUCUCGCUAGAAGACGCGGAGGAGGGGGACGCGGGGGAAGACGACGACGCGGACAAGAAGCGCAGUCGGGGGGACGACGCGGAACCUGCGGAAGCGAAUGAGUCCGGGAGAGACGGGGGACGAGGCGGAGGGAGGAGCGGAAGCAGGCGGGGAGAUGGCGGGCAGCGGGUUGCGGAUGAGGAGGGGGGUAAGGGGAGAGGGGGAAAGAGAAGUGGCACGUCGCGAGAGAGGGGGGUGAGGGAGAGAGCAUCAGGGGAUGAGGAGAAGGAGCGGGACGAAGAUGGUGGUAAAGGCGGGGAGAGGGGCGAGAGGGAGCCGUAUCUCGCGGCUGAAGCGGAGGCGGAGGAGAGGGCGGAAGCAGGAGGGGAGGAGCGGGAGGAGGAGGAGGAAGGGCGGCGGAAGCGGCACGAGGAAGACGAAUCGAGCGACGACGACGACGAUAGGAACCACAAGCACAGGCGCAGAGGCGGCGAGCGCACGUUCCGCGACGAGGGCGCGGCGGGGGAAGGAGCGCGCAGCAGAGAUCCCGCGGAAGGGCGCGGUAGCGUGCACUCGCGACUAGAGGGCGCGCGGGAUAGAAGAGGAGGUGACUUUAGCGGGGGUGGCGCAGGCAGAUCGUUCCGCAGCCGUGACGGCCCCCGUUCCUUCAGGCCGGGGGAUGGGGGCGGCAUGGGCGGAAGGGGCGGGCCCAUGGGGCGGGACUUCCCCCGCGUGGGGGGUGCUGGUCCGGGGCAGCCGAUUCUAGGCCCGCAGAUGGGUAUGCCGCGGUUCCCCAUGGGGGGAAUGCCCGGGGGGAUGGGGGGGCGCGCGGGCCUCCUCAGGGGCAUGCCUGGGCGCUUCGAUGGGGGCCCGGGGAGGGGCAUGGGGGGGGAGCAGUGGGGCAUGGGGGGCGCAGGGGGGGCAAUGCCUGGUAUGUUACCCGGCAGGGUAGGACCUGGGAUCCCUCCCCCCGGUCUCCCUGGUGCGCCUAUGCCUGGCGCGGGGAUCGCAGGGGCAGGCCCGGGCAUGGGGAACGGCAUGGGCGGGGGCAUGGGGAGGGGGUUCUUCCCUGGAAGGGGCGGGGGAGGGGGUCCGGGGCUUAUCAGACCAGGGUUUGGCGCAGGGGGCCCGGGCUUUGGAAUGUUCCCAGGUGGCGGGGGCGGCGGAGGGAUGCCGGGAAUGGGCGGGGGAAGGAUGGGCGCAGGCGGAGGGGGGGCGGGAGGGGGAGGGGCUGGACCAGGCGCGGAAGGGGGUGCGGGAAUGGGCGGCGGGGGGGGAGCAGGUCCGGGGGGCCCCAAGGGGAAGCGCGCGCGGUGCCCUGACUUUGAGGAGAAGGGGUUCUGUCUGAAGGGCGACCUGUGCCCGCUGGACCAUGGCAACUACCGCAUUGUUGUGGAGGACAUGCAGUCUCGAUCUCCCUCCAUCCUCUCAUCUUCUCCUUGCGUUCCAGUGGACGGCGGGGGAGGAGUGAUGGCAGACGAAGGGGAACAUUAUGACCCGGACGAGGCUCUAUGGGUGCAUGAUUCCAAGAGGGCCAAGGGGAUGCGGGAAGUGCGGGUGUAUGGGGGCGAUGGGGCGGACGGGAAUGGGCGCAUGCAGGGGGGCAGGCGGGGUGCGCCUGGGGAGGUGAGCGUGUGGGACCGGAUUGGGCCGGUAGAGCUCACAGCAGGCAAGGGCCUGCAGGCGUCUCUCAUCAAGCAUUUCUCAAAGUUUGGUCCCGUGGUGGAUAUCAAGGUGCAUGGGGACAAGGGCCGCGCGUUUGUGCAGCUGGGCGCGAGGGAGCAUGCAGCAGCCGCCAUAGCAGCACCAGAUGCGGUGCUGGGGAACAGGUUUAUUAAGGUGUUUUGGGCUAACUUUGAUUUGCAGCCUGAUCCUGCUUCGGCUGCUGCGGCGGCCGCGGCGACUGCCGCUGCGGCGGCUGCUGCGGCUGGUUCGGCAGGGGAGGGAGGUUCGGGAGCAGGGGCAGGGGUGGAGGGUGGGAAAGGGAGCGGCAAGGGUGAUGCUAGUGCUGGCAAGGGUGGGGCGAGUGCAGGGGGGGCUGCGGCAGCAGCAGCAGCAGUUGACCCUGCAGAGGCAGCAGCAAAGGCGAAGGCGAAGUUGGAGGAGUUGAGAGCGAUUCAGAAGAAGAAGGAGGCGCUGCUGAGGGAGCAGAUUGAGAAGCGCCGGCUGUACCUAGAGCGACUCAAAGAGGCCAGCCAACAGAAACAAUCCCCUGCCGCUGCUGCACCAGGUGCAUCACCGGGUGCUGCUUCAGGUGUUUCUCCAGCAGCAGGAGCAAGUGCAGCACAGGCAGCAGCAGGCAGCAGCACAGCCAGCCCUGCUGCAGGUGCCACAGCAGGUGAUGCUGCAGGAACAGCAGCAGCACGCGCAGGGACAGGAGCAGCAGGAGCGGAGGGAGCAGCAGCAGGAGCAGCAGCAGGAGCAGCAGCAGCGGCAGCAGCAGGGGGCAAGGCAAUGGGCACACCCCCCGGUGCUCCCUAUUCCUCUCACUCCCCUGCGGGCCCCGCACCUUACAUGGGUGGCAGAGGGAGAGGGCGGGGCGGGUACGGGGGUUAUGGAGGGGGGUAUCACUACGGGUGGAGCGGAGGGGGAGGGGGGGUGGGAGCGGGUGCAGGGGGCGCGUGGGGGAAUAAGUUCAAGCUGGACAAUCGCACCACUGUGGUGCGCGUCACACCGCCCAUCCCCGAAGCCAUUACUGAGUGUUUACCCUGGAGCGAUCGCGUGGUCGAACCUGCACGGAUGGCGAGGCACGUCGCGCUCAUCCGCGCGGUUAGGUCCGGAGCUAGGCUCGGCGAGUCCGGCAACGCUCGUCUGCCGUCGCGGUUGCUCGCGGGUGGCCGUCAGAUCGGACGGCCAGAAUGCGACGUCACUCACUCGUCACCCGCCGAGCGCGCGGAAGUCGACCGCUUGUUCUUGCGGGGGGAUCCGCGCAACUACCCGCGCAGCUAUCCGCGGAAUAGCGCGCGUUUUCUUUCCUCCUCCGCCUCUUCGUUAGAUCCUGGGAUUGCGCCCUCGACGCGCACUCAAUCCGACGGCUCCCCGCACGCGCCGGCAGAAUCACCUUCCACGCCUACUUCCGCCGGCACUGAGCAUCUUGACCGGCUGGGCACACGGCUGACCGUCACAGGCGCCGGAGACAGGGCGGGAGAGGAUGUCACGACGGCCACGUGGCAUGCUGACGUCCAUGAGAACACGAGAGGGGUUACAGGCAGAUCUGAUGCCAUCAGCAGUGCUGGUCACUACCGUGAUAAUAAUGGCGGCACGGGAAUGCGCUAUGGUGGCAUGGAUUGUAGUAGCGGUUAUUUGAGCGGCCUUGCGUUUGGAUCGAGUCGGAGGGGUCCUAGGGAUUGCCGAGAUGGUGACACUUCUACCAGUACGAGCCAAUCAGCAAGUGGCAUGCGGUAUGGCCGUGAGAGAUUGGGUGACAGUGCGGCAUGUGGUGCUGCUAUAGACACCACCAUAGCACAUGGAGCCGCUACAGAUGCCGUACCAUCUGUAGCACCUACAACCGAUACAGGUGCCAUGCCGGUUGUAGCAGUGGAGGAGAGCAACGUCUUGACUGCUCUUGGCACUGCCACGUAUGUGACUGCCACGUGUCGUAUCUCUAUUGGUGGACCGGCAAUAUCAGCAUCAGCAGAAGCAGGAUCGAGAAAAACUGUAUCAAAGGCAGCAGCGGCGGCGGUAGUGAGAGAGCUUGCUGCAAGGCUGGGCGGCUCGCCAUCCGUAGUGGCGGCGUUUGUUGCUGGGGGAGGUGCAUCUGAGGCAGGUGCAUCCACAACAGGCACUGUGCUGGAAUCGCUGGGGCGAGAGGUGGAGAGGGCUUGGGGAAGCAUGGAGCAUGGGCCAUGGGGCGGCGAGGGGGCGAUCAUGGGCGAGACACACACAGGGAGAGUAGGCCGUAGCGAUGCGCAUGGCAUGGGGAACCACGGCACGGAUGAUGCUGACGGUGAGGGUGAGGGGGAGAGUGAGGGGGAGGGAGAGGCAUUGGAGUGGGAGGAGGUGGUGAUGGCGGCGGCAGCGGACGAGGUGAUAGAAGGCGUGGUGCUGCUGGAACUGAUUGAAGACACUGAGCACAUCAUCCGCGAGAUGACCGCCUUUGCCCCGCACGAGGAGGGGACGCAGCAGGGCGAGGACGACACGCAGGUGAUGCAUGAGAUGGAGGAGGUCGCUGGGGAGCUCAACUGCGGCCAGUGCAGCCCUGCAACCUUCCCUGCAACCGCCUCCCCUGUUCUCUCCGCUCCACCUUUCACAGAACCUUCUAACUCGUUCGCUGAGUCUAUCCGAGCAAUCACAGAGGGCCACCUGGCACAAGCUGAGGGCGCGGUUACCCAGCGCCUGGAGGCAGCUUCCAGGAGGUUUCUGGGCCUUGCAGAGGGCCUGCAGACGCGUUUAGAGGCGCCUCAGUACAAGCUGGAGGGCUUUGCGGACUCCAUUCAGCAACGAAUCUGGCCCAGCAAUGGAUCCCUGCCAGGAAACGAAUUGCUGUCGGCAAGAGGAGCUGUUUCAUCUAGAGGGGAUGGUGUGAGAAGGGGGCUGAAUGGGAGGGGAGAGGAAGAGCGGGAGGUGGUGGUGGUGGUGUGCGCUGCUGCCAUGCCCGGUGUGGACGUGAAGGGGUUUGAGGUUGAGGGAGACGCGUUCCCGGACCUGGGUGGCAACAUGGCGCACAUGGUGACAAGCAACGCCGCCCACUUUGUGCUUGCAGGGACGGGAGGCCCCUCACUGCCCAGUCUCCUGGCCCGCCUGCACACCAUCUUCCCCCACUCCUCCAGGGCAUCACUGCUCGCCCACAGCCACGCUGUCCACAUGCACCGCACCUGCGCGCCCUCGCCCCCACACGGCUCCACUGCCGGCCUUUGCUUCUCCCUCAGCCCCUCUGCGGAGCAGCAGAGCAGCGAUGCCCUGGAAGCGUGCUUCACACACUUCAUCCGCCACCUCACCCUCCCCCUCCCCCCUGCCACGACCCUCCGUGCCUCCUCGCCUCCAUCCCCCACCACUGCAUCUGCUGCUCCGAGCAUGGACAAGCCUGCAGGGGCCAUUGCACCGCCUGCCCCCUGGCUUCGUGUCAACAAUCUCCUGGGGGCCUCUUUGCAAGCUCUGUUGAACCCAAAUGCCGCCAAGCUUGCCCACGAGCAAAAAGCAGCUGAGACGUGUGUGGCGACUAACAUGUAG